AUGGCUUUUCCCACUGACAAAGCGUGCCGACACCUCCUCGCCUCGCAGCGAAAGUCGAGCAAGCAGCGCCGAGCAGAGCAGCGGCAGCGCGUCAAGUGUUUCGUCCCUCGCUCCUACUUCCUCGUGAUUCCUGGCACAAGUUCCCAUCACCAGCAGGCGCAGAGCAAGAAGUAUUUUGGUCAACCAGUCCAGCUGCCCGAGUGCGACGAAGACGACAUACUGGGGCCGGAUGAGGUCGUCAUUAGCGACACGGACCUCCGUGCCAUGCGCGACUCGGUGGACAAUAUGCAGCAGCAACUGAGUCGCGGUCUGCGAGACAUUGAAGAGAUUCGUGCGCUGGUGAGGGAAGCGGCAGUCCGAGACAGCCUCGAGACGGACGCACGACGAGCAAACUCGGACGCAAGCAGCAGCAGCAGCAGUCGUAGCAGCCUAUGA
Messenger RNA from Hyaloperonospora brassicae, 435 nucleotides. The record is from the annotation of a GenBank genome assembly. NCBI's taxonomy places the organism in Eukaryota, Oomycota, Peronosporomycetes, Peronosporales, Peronosporaceae.